Molecule: messenger RNA, 1464 nt
Organism: Galeopterus variegatus (Sunda flying lemur)
Lineage: Eukaryota; Metazoa; Chordata; Mammalia; Dermoptera; Cynocephalidae
Product: histone H2B type 2-E-like
Exons: 1
Coding region: 36-416 (126 amino acids)
Cellular component (GO): nucleosome
Molecular function (GO): protein heterodimerization activity; DNA binding; structural constituent of chromatin
Source: RefSeq, a predicted model, not a curated record
UUCUUUGCUAAAUCGUGUUGACCUUGUGUCUUACCAUGCCUGAACCGGCAAAAUCCGCUCCGGCUCCCAAGAAGGGCUCCAAGAAGGCCGUCACUAAAGCCCAGAAGAAAGACGGCAAGAAGCUCAAGCGCAGCCGCAAGGAGAGCUACUCCAUCUACGUGUACAAGGUGCUCAAGCAGGUCCACCCCGACACCGGCAUCUCGUCCAAGGCCAUGGGCAUCAUGAAUUCGUUCGUCAACGACAUCUUCGAGCGCAUAGCCGGCGAAGCGUCCCGCCUGGCUCAUUACAACAAGCGCUCCACCAUCACCUCCCGCGAGAUCCAGACUGCCGUGCGCCUGCUGCUGCCCGGCGAGCUGGCCAAGCACGCCGUGUCCGAGGGCACCAAGGCGGUCACCAAGUACACCAGCUCCAAGUGAGUCCCUGCCGGCCGCCAGACACCAAAGGCUCUUUUCAGAGCCACCCACUUAAUCACUAGGAAGAGCUUUGUUCACUUUUCUGUUUAGUUCCUUUUUAUGAAGUAAGUUCUAGUUUAAAAGUCAUGGCAAGUGGCACACGUAACUUCUUAAACGUUUGUGACUCGAGGUUCCCAGCGCAUGACUGGAUUUGCUGUUAAAUCUGCAGCGCGUCUCUACCCCUACCGUGCGUCUCAGCUUUCCUAGGAGUAAGCUCUAAAGUGGGAUGUUGAGAAUGUGCCCCUAUUCACCCCCGCCCCUGCUUCGUUCAGGCUGUGUCCAGGCGACUUUGGUAUUUUAUUUCAUCCAUCUAAAGCCAAGUGGCUGAUUGCGGCCAUAAUUUGAGAGGACACUCCAAGACAGAACUAAGCCCGGGUCCUGCGGACGCUGCGUGACAGGUCUACGGCUGAAGCUUGGCAGCGGCUUGUGUCGGCUCACCAGUCCUGCGCUGCGAUGUGGGUACCCGCCGUUCUGUGCGCUUUGCGCGGAGCUGGCGCUGCCGGGUCCCAGCCUUUUCCUGAUUGGGCGAUAGGAUAUUCAAAAUCUCGCGCCGCCGCGGAAUUCGUAGACUUCGAUUUCCGCCUCUCACUUUGGGGCUUUGAAAUCUUUACUAUUUCUCGGGUUGUGUAUUGUAUUUGCAUUUAAUACUCUCUGCUUGGAAUGCUUCGGCCCCAGGUUACUGCAAGGCACUGGUCAUUUUAGAUCUAUGCUCAAAAGUCACUUCUCAGAGACCUUCCCAAGUCAUUCACUCAGGAAUUCGCGGCUCUCGGUCCUACUUGUCUGUUUUAUCUUCCUCCUAGCAGCUGUAUGAAAUUGGUUCGUUUGCUUUCUUGUUUAUGGUCUUUCUCCUUAAGCCCGUGACAGAGACUUUGCUGGUCUGGUUUUCCUCUAUGUGUUCAGCCUCAAUCUGCCUGGCGUACAGUGGACACUUAAAUACUAUUUACUGGGCCGGCCCGUGGCUCACUCGGUAGAGUGCGGUGCUAAUAACACCAAGGCCGCAGGUUCGGAUCCC